This is a messenger RNA of Fusarium oxysporum Fo47, 1088 nucleotides long. RefSeq lists its product as uncharacterized. The coding region runs from base 485 to 1018 and encodes 177 amino acids. The record is from RefSeq and is a predicted model, not a curated record. NCBI's taxonomy places the organism in Eukaryota, Fungi, Ascomycota, Sordariomycetes, Hypocreales, Nectriaceae. The transcript has 3 exons.
AUUGCUGGUGCCACGCUUCAACAGCCCCCUUCAUCAUAGACUUUUCCUGAUUACCAAUAUGAUGAUCAUCUGUACAAAGAUCACGUCACUCAACACAAACACUUAUUCACGUCUUUCAGCUGACACAAACCAGAUCACAGGCAACGCCAUGAUGUAAAAGACUAUUGCGCGUGGUCUCCCGCGCCGGUAGCAUCAGCAUCGUGGUGAUACAGCCGUUGAGGUUGCCCAGCGACCAAGGAACUCUGCCAGAUCCGGCGAAGCACCGCUAUCUAUCAUGGAAGAAGGUCCGUUGCGCAGAAUCGUGUGUAGAGUGUGAUCAAAAGCAACGGUCGUUUGUGUGAGAUCAGGCGAUUGGGAAGGGUGACUACAUAAACCCAGGACCAAACCGCUGGGUCGAUGUUGAGAUUUGCAUGAUCAUAUUCACACGAGACCAUUCACCGGAAAAAGACCUUUUACAAACAGUCCUUGAGAUACUGCUCGAACCAUGUUGUCUCUUGAAGGACUUGGCGUACUGAUCUUUCUGGGCGUCGCAGAAGGUGUCCCGCGACUAGAUGAAAGUCAUCAAGAAGCACUUCUCAAGCACCAUGCCAAUAUACCAAGGGAUAACGCCAAUGAUGGUGUACCUACCGACAUGCUUGGGGCGAUGAGUCCUCAGACAGACUACAGAACAAUGCCAGCUGGCACUUACACAGAGACAAUCUCAACAGGCCUAGUCAGGAUAAUCGUCGUCAACGAACCAACACCUACGACAGCCAACCAAGGAAAUUGUCCAGUCGAGUGUGAUUGCACAAGGAUAAAAGAUAAGAACAGCGAUGAAUACGCCCAAUGCUUGACCAACGCAGCAUGCAGACCAUGCAGAGAACCAAGUCUCACAGCUUCAUCAACGAUGAAGCCAAAGGCAACAUGUUCCGCAGAAUGCGACUGCACCAAGAUCAAAGAUGAGCAAAGCCAAGAGUACUUCCAAUGCAUAACGAAUGUCAACUGUCAGAGUUGCAGAGUGGGAACCCCACCCAAUUGAACAAACACGUGAAAAGGAAGCAAGCGUUAUCAUUGCAUGUGGUGGUAUUUGGUAGCUGACAAGACUUUCA